AUGGCAGGGAAACCCAUUCUUCACUAUUUUGAUGGACGGGGCAGAAUGGAGUCCAUCCGAUGGCUCUUGGCUGCAGCUGGUGAAGAGUUUGAAGAGAAAUUCAUGAAAACUCGAGAAGACUUGGAACAGUUAAGAAAAGAUGGGAGUUUGAUGUUCCAGCAGGUGCCCAUGGUGGAGAUAGAUGGAAUGAAGCUGGUGCAGACCAGAGCCAUUCUCAACUACAUUGCUGCCAAAUACAACCUCUAUGGGAAGGACAUUAAGGAGAGAGCCCUAAUUGAUAUUUAUUCAGAAGGUGUGGCAGAUUUGAAUGAAAUAAUUCUUCAUUACCCUUUCCUUCCACCUGGGGACAAAGAUGGAAGCCUUACUCAGAUCAAAGAGAAAUCUAGAAAUUUUCCUGCCUUCGAGAAGGUGUUAAAGAGCCAUGGGCAAGACUACCUGGUUGGCAACAGGCUGAGCAAGGCUGACGUUGAGCAAGUGCCCUUGUCUUUGCACACUGAGUCUAUCCAAGCAAGUCUCCUUCCAUCUUUUCUUCCCUCAGUUCGAGCCCUGAAAACCAGAGUCAGCAACCUGCCCACAGUGAAGAAGUUUCUGCAGCCUGGCAGCCAGAGGAAGCCCUUUGAAGAUGAGAAAUUUGUUGAAGAAUUAAAGAAGAGUUUUGGUUAAAUAAGGCUGGACAUUCAAAAUCAAUAUUCUACAUUUUUUGUAACAAUGAAAUGCUUUGCCUAAAUGUUGAUACUGAUUAUUGUGAAUCUAAAAAGGCUUUCCAAAGUUAAUGUACUAAUUCAGUUAGAAAUGAGCUAUGCAGAAUUCUUUGCAAUCCAAUCUAUUUGGUUUUGAUGAAGUCUGAAAUCCUGAUCACCUCCUAGGAUAUAUUGAAUUUAAAUAAAAAAGAGCAUAUAUCCAAAAAUUGUCAUAUAACAUCUGUCAUAUACUAUGUCAAAGAAAAUUAUGUAGAAAUUUUCAAACCAUAUUCUGAUAUGCAAAAAUGGUCUUUCUUUUUUGUGUUUUGUUUCCUUUCUCACCUAAAUCAACAAAUUUUGUAAAGAAUCAUUUUCCUUCAGGUUACCAAUCUUUUUGUCCAAUUAUACAUCCUGCAUAUUUAUAUCUAAUACGGAACAUUCUGUACUCUGGGAGCUAGUAAAUAAUGAUGAAUAAGCCAGAUACAGUUUCUGCCCUCAUGGACGUUACUCUAGUGAUAGAAACAAAUAAAAAAAGAGAAUUCUAAUCUGAAAUCAUAUAUACCAUAUGCAUCACAUUCCUAAGGCUGCUACAAGAAAUUCUUGCAAACUUGAUGGUUUAAAAUAAUGGAAAUUCAUUCUCUUGCAGUUCUGGAGCUAAGUCUGAAGUCAAUGCAUGAGUUAUGCCAUGGUUUCUCUGAAGGCUUUAGAGAAAGCUCCUUCUUAGCCUCUUCCUAGUAUCUGAUAGAAGCCUGCCAUUCUUUCUUGACUUUUUGUCACAACACUCUAAUCUCUGCCUCCAUGGUCACAGGACAUUCUCCCUGUGUGUUGCCUUUCCAAACUGCCCUCUUUUUAUGAGGACACCAGCAGUUUGAUUAGGAGCUGCCUUAAUUCAAUGUGACCUCGACUAGAUUAUUUCUGCAGAAACGCUUUCCAUAUAAGGUCACAUUGACAGAUAGUCAGGGUAAGGACUUACACAUAGCCUUCUGGACAGAACUUCAUCUACUCACCAUGAGUUAAUGCUAGGAGUGCACCAUCAGUAGGCAUCUGCUGGGAUCUGUGGGUGAGAUAGGUUUCUCAAGGAGGGGAAUGAUAUCUGAGGUGAGAUAAGCAGGAGGGUCAAUCAGUGAGGGGGGUGGCACCAGCACUGGGCAGCAGGAGUAGAAUCCAGGCAGAGAUCAGCACAAUCAGUGGCCAAGAAGAGAGGCCAAUCAUCAAGUAUUUGAGGAAAGAGAACACAGGCUCUUAGGGGAGCAUUAAAGCUUAAGACAGGGAAGAGUGACCCUGAGGGGGAGAUCAGGGAACAGGACUCAGAGUCACUUAGAAGACCAUAGAAAGAAGUUAUAUUUUGUCUUAAGGAAAACAGGAAAUCAUAAAAUACAAUCAUAUACCUUACCUUGUCAGAAUGACAAUAAAACUGCAUUUAAAAAAUUAUUUUAAGUAACUCAAGCAUCCUUCUCAGUAUAAUAAAGACAAUUUUCCUCCU
Molecule: messenger RNA, 2163 nt
Organism: Urocitellus parryii (Arctic ground squirrel)
Lineage: Eukaryota; Metazoa; Chordata; Mammalia; Rodentia; Sciuridae
Source: RefSeq, a predicted model, not a curated record